This is a messenger RNA of Musca vetustissima, 471 nucleotides long. It is a transcript of the gene AP-1sigma, whose product is annotated as AP-1 complex subunit sigma-2. Gene Ontology annotation, molecular function: clathrin-cargo adaptor activity. The transcript has 4 exons. The record is from RefSeq and is a predicted model, not a curated record. Gene Ontology annotation, cellular component: intracellular membrane-bounded organelle; AP-1 adaptor complex; membrane coat. Bases 1 to 471 code for a protein of 156 amino acids. NCBI's taxonomy places the organism in Eukaryota, Metazoa, Arthropoda, Insecta, Diptera, Muscidae. Gene Ontology annotation, biological process: vesicle-mediated transport; intracellular protein transport.
AUGCUCUUUAUGCUAUUGUUUAGCCGUCAGGGCAAAUUACGUUUACAGAAAUGGUACAAUGCCUAUCCGGAUAAGGUUAAGAAGAAGAUUACCCGUGAAUUGGUAACAACAAUUUUGGCCCGUAAACCCAAAAUGUGUUCUUUUCUGGAGUGGAAAGAUUGCAAGAUUGUUUACAAGCGCUAUGCCAGUUUAUAUUUUUGUUGUGCAAUUGAACAGAACGACAAUGAAUUGCUAACGCUAGAAAUUAUACAUCGCUAUGUGGAGUUAUUGGAUAAAUAUUUUGGCAGCGUUUGUGAAUUGGAUAUUAUUUUCAAUUUCGAAAAGGCAUAUUUCAUACUGGACGAAUUGUUAAUUGGCGGUGAAAUACAAGAGACAUCGAAAAAGAAUGUCUUAAAAGCGAUUGCAUCUCAGGAUCUAUUGCAAGAGGAUGAAACUCCACAAGGCUUCUUUGAUGAUCACGGUCUGGGAUAA